CGUGGAAGGAAUCAUGGGAACACGGAAGUAUGAUUUUUAACACCAACAGAUCAGUGCAGCAGAUAUCGUGAACGUUGAAGUAAUUCAUUAUAAUACACAGAGCAGUCUGCAUUGGCACAGAGGAGAUGGUGAAAGGCAAAUUCUUCUACGCUGUGAGGAAAGGAUUAAACCCUGGAGUUUACCAAACUUGGGAUGAAUGUAAGAAACAAAUUGACAAGUUCCCACAUGCCAGCUACAAGAAGUUUGCUGCUGAAAAGGAUGCCUGGGCUUUUGUCAGAGGCGAAGCAAGGUCGAUAACACCAGACGUGUCAGAGGGAACCAGCUAUGAGGCAACACUCCCACGAAGGGCCCCGGAGGCCCUUGAGUAUAUUCCCAUUGGUCAGAAGAGACACUAUAAUCACGUGGAGGAGGAGGAGAAGGAGGUGGUGUCCCCUGCCAAACGAGCUAAACCUUCCCAGGAGGCAUCUCAAGACAGCUGUGCAUCUUCAAAGAGCUCUGAUGGAUUCACCUACAUGGGUGAUGCAGUGGUGGUGUACACAGAUGGCUGCUGUUCAGGCAAUGGGAAGGCCGGAGCCCGAGCUGGGAUUGGGGUGUACUGGGGACGUGACCAUCCUCUGAAUGUAGCAGAACCGCUGGAUGGAAGACAGACCAACCAGAGGGCAGAAUUACAGGCAGCCUGUAAAGCCUUGGAGCAGGCCAAAGAGAUGGACAUCAAGAAGUUGGUGCUCUAUACAGACAGCAAGUUCACAAUUAAUGGUGUCACCAGCUGGGUGAAGAACUGGAAGCUGAACAACUGGAGGCUCAAAUCUGGUGGCCCUAUCAUCAACAGAGAGGACUUUGAAAAACUUGACAAGUUAAAUGAAGAGCUGAAGGUUGUAUGGUUGCACAUCCCAGGCCACGCUGGAUACCUAGGAAACGAGGAGGCUGACAGGCUGUCCAGAGAGGGGGCAGCAAAACGCUCACAUUAGCCCUACAAGAUAACAGCCCAAUAUGUCAUAUUUACUUAUCUUGUUUCUCGGUUAAAUUCUAUCAAAUUGGGAGUUCAAGAAUUAAUAAUUCAAGAUCGUUUUGUGUGUGUGGGGGGGGCAUUUUUCAUUUUCCAGGAUAUUUUUUUGUCUUUUCUGUUGGGCUGCCAAGUUCUUUUCCAAAGAACAAUGUUCUGUUUCUAAGUUAGUUUGUUUUUAUUAAAUAAAGCAUCCUGUCUGAAA
This is a messenger RNA of Oncorhynchus keta (chum salmon), 1208 nucleotides long. RefSeq names its product ribonuclease H1-like. The transcript is spliced from 9 exons. The record is from RefSeq and is a predicted model, not a curated record. Bases 126 to 968 code for a protein of 280 amino acids. Gene Ontology annotation, biological process: DNA replication, removal of RNA primer. Gene Ontology annotation, molecular function: magnesium ion binding; RNA-DNA hybrid ribonuclease activity; nucleic acid binding. Lineage: Eukaryota; Metazoa; Chordata; Actinopteri; Salmoniformes; Salmonidae.